UUACUAAUAUCAUAAACUAAACCUUUUGUUCUAUGACUUUUAAUAAUUCUCAGAUUUUAGUUCAUCAAAAUUUUCACACAAAAAUUAAAAUAUUUCUAUUGUACGGUCUAAAAUUUACGAAGUCUAUGCGAAGCAAAACAAGUACAAAAGACAGCGGAGGCGAGCGGGGCUCGGUCGGCGGGGGAGCGUUUGAACUUGACCUAUUUACGAGCGGCCGUCAGUCGUUUUUAUGCGCCCGCGUCGCGUUAUACGUGUCCUUGUAGCGAAAUUCGGUAGUGCGAACGUAAUUAUCUUUACGGUAUGGCGUAUCGAUAUUCAAAUGUCGAGUACACGGAAAUGGUGCGAAUGCUUGCUAGGUGUGAUGACAAUGUUUCGGAAGCCUGUCGCCAAUACGCCAUACGAUUCCCAAACAUCCCUACACCUCGCUUAGUAACAAUGCUAGCCGCCACACAGCGGUAACGAGAUUACGGGCAAUUCCGGCAUGCCAUCAGGGAUAGUGGUCGUCCACCGAGACACACGGUUAACGCUUUCGUGUAAGGAAAAUCUCAAAUACCUCAAUAACCAUGAAAAUCCUCCUCAUCAGCGCUCUAGCAGUGGUCUGCCUAGCGGAGCCUCCGGUGAACAGGUACCUCCCUCCUCAGGCCGGGGGCGGAGCACCCUCGCAGCUGUACGGAGCCCCCGGCGCGGGGCGCGGCCAGACUGAUGCCUUGUUCGGCCGUGGCUCAUCCCGUGGCGGUUCCCGUCGCCCCUCAAGCCAAUACGGAGCCCCGUCCCAGGGUCAAUUCAACGCCCCAUCUUCUCAAUACGGCGCUCCUGGUCAAAACCAGCCUUCUUCCCAAUACGGGGCCCCUUCUACCCAGUAUGGCGCCCCUGGUCUAGGUAACCAGCCUUCAUCGCAAUAUGGAGCGCCUUCUGCUUCUCAGUUCGGCGCCCCGUCCUCUCAAUACGGCGCUCCGUCUUCCCAAUAUGGUGCUCCGUCUGCUUCUCAGUUCGGCGCCCCAUCGUCUCAGUAUGGCGCCCCGUCUGCUAAUGGUCCUUCUCAGCAGUAUGGUGCUCCUGGAUUCGGUGGUUCUCAGGGAGGUGGUUCCUACAGAGGUCAGGCUCAGAGCCGUCAGUACCUGCCCCCUGGUGCCGGAGGAUACGGCAGCGAUGAUGGUAGCAACGGAGAGCCAGCGAACUACAACUUCGAGUACAUGGUGAAAGAUGACCAGUCAGGCAACGACUUCGGUCACCGCGAGUCCAGGCAGGGAAACAGGGCUGAGGGACUUUACUACGUGCUCCUCCCUGAUGGUAGGAAACAGACCGUGCAAUACGAAGCCGACCAGGGCGGUUACAAACCGAAGAUCUCUUACGAAGAUACUGGUUUAGGUCAGGGUGGCUACGACAGAAACAGCCAGUCUGGCUACAACGGAGGAUACCAGGGACAGGGCUAUUAAAUAAAAUAACUCCAAAAAUAGGGCUCAGGCUUAAAUAUACGGAGAAUGGUAAUGAAGUUGGGUAAGACCCGGUUUGGCAGGUUAUAAUCAUCGGCAAAGAUAUUGAGCCCUGGCCUCCGCCUGCGUAGAAGUGAUUUAUUGGUUUAUUGCCUUAAGUGUACCUACGGUGCGCAAAGCGAUCCCCACUCUUCCGCCGAGAGCUCAUUAUCCGUGCCGAUAACUAUAAGACCCGCUUUGACUGGUUACUGAUAAAGUGUCGGUUAGUUAUCUGAUAGUUAAUGCUAUCUGAGAGAUAAAGGCUGCUUAUUGUUUUUCUGUCAGAUAAGUUCCUGAUAUCUAUCACCUGGUUAUCUGUCAGCUAGUAGUAGUAGUUUUUCGUAUAUUUAAGCCUGUCAAAGAAUUUUCGACUUUAUCAAUCGAUUUUGAAUGGAUUUUGUUAAACGUGUUAAAAGUUAAAAAUAUGUAAUGGAAGUGAAAAAUGGUUGAUACUAUUAUUAUCAUUCAAACUGAUAAAAUAUGUAAAUUGUGAAACUUAUAUUUUGACAGUUGACAUAUUUUAUCUGUCAUGUUUGCAAUAUGGCGGGAAAGUUGGAGAAGUUAUGUUGAAAACGAAAAUGUUAUAUUUUUUAAUGUUGUGCCGUAUUUAAGACAAGUCAAUUUGUUUUAGUAGGAUUAUAUUUUAAUUGAAUCAAGGCUAUUGUUUUAACUAGCCUUGAUAGUAAAUGCAAAAGGAUAAUAUUUUCGUUUUCAACAUUUUUGAGGUUAUAUUUUUAAGACGACGACUAACGCUGUUUUUAAAGGAAACGAGUCAUUUACGAGAUUUUGUACAAAACGCUUAUUUAGAUGUAGUUUUAAGGAAAACAAAAUGGCGAAAUAUAUUUUUUAUUCUAAUUUUCAAAAAAUCUUUAUCAAUCUAUUAAAAAAAAAACUAUUUUGUCUAUUGUUUUUCUUAUACAUAUAUUUUAUUUGUGAAAUGUUCAGAAAAAUGAUUAUAUUUUGAAAUCAACAAAUAUUAUUAUGAUUUUGAACAUUUUUGUAUAAUUAUGACUUCAUAGGCCAGUUAAUCCAAAUGCUCAAAAUUUAAUAGCAUUAUUAAAUAUGCUUUUAAUACAGAUUAUUAAUAGUAAUAGCGGACGAAAGAAAUCUACGUAAGUAAUAAUAUGAAAAUCAUUGCUCUCAUAUUUAUGUAUCUAUUCAUUUAAAUAAUACUCAUUUAGUACUUUAGAUCGCGUAACUCAUUAUUU
This is a messenger RNA of Helicoverpa armigera (cotton bollworm), 2680 nucleotides long. RefSeq names its product pro-resilin. Lineage: Eukaryota; Metazoa; Arthropoda; Insecta; Lepidoptera; Noctuidae. Bases 564 to 1436 code for a protein of 290 amino acids. The transcript has 7 exons. Gene Ontology annotation, cellular component: extracellular matrix. The record is from RefSeq and is a predicted model, not a curated record.